Molecule: messenger RNA, 2552 nt
Organism: Diospyros lotus (date-plum)
Lineage: Eukaryota; Viridiplantae; Streptophyta; Magnoliopsida; Ericales; Ebenaceae
Product: protein REVEILLE 1
Exons: 6
Coding region: 766-2235 (489 amino acids)
Molecular function (GO): DNA binding
Source: RefSeq, a predicted model, not a curated record
AACACAAACUAAGCUAAAUUCAAUUCAUCUCUCUCUCUGCUCUGCGCUCCCUCCUCUCUCUCUCAGCCCAAAGCUCCUCUCUUCUUCACCCCUUCUGCUCUCUCUCCCCCUAAAGAGAACGAUUUUCCGGUAAUCAGAGCUGCGGAGUCGGUUUACCGGCGAUACUUAGCGGCAGGAUCCAGGGAAACGCGGCGGUUCCGGUCACCGGAGAAGCCCAGUUCUCCGUCCACUGAUCUUGGCCCCUCGAGGCUUGCACUUGACCUCUGAGAUUCCUUCAACCCUCUUGGCGAUUGCUAAUCUUAUUGUUCUUUUCUGCUUUGUCUCUGUUUUUCUGCUACAUGUUGAGCUGUUCGUCGGUUGUUGUGAUUCGUUUGGCUGUUUCUUUCCGCCCGAGAGGAGGCUGUUUGGUGAAUUUCUGCUGGCCGAAUUUACGUUAGCGGUUGGAUCUUGAGAGAACAAAGUUCGAUGAGUCUGUAUUACGCGUGACUGUGCUGGAAGGCGGUUCAGUUGUCCUUCCGGUUGUAGGAUCGUUUGAUUGCUAGGGUUUCCUGGAUUUAAUCUCAGGUUUUAGGCCCAGAAAGAUGGAGAAACGAGUUGGUGGUUGUAUCUGUUGUUCGGAUCGAGAUAUGAGUUCCUAAUUGUUCUGGACGAGUCUCCGAUUUAUUAAUUCUUUAGUUAGAUUUUGAUUCCCUCGAAAUCUACUCCUUUCGGAAGCUUCAUUUGUUGUCUUAGAAUUCAAGUGUUCCCAGAAGCAAUCAGAAAGGGAUGACUUCCGCGGCUAUGGCUAUACAGGAUCAAAAUGGAGUCGCUCGAUCAAACACAGUUCUUCCAAUAAGCAAUCAAGUUCCAUUGGAUGUCAACUCAAAUUGUGUUGAGGGUACCCAAAUGAAGGACCAACCUCCUCCUGGGAAUGACUAUGCUCCAAAGGUUAGAAAACCUUACACAAUCACAAAGCAGAGAGAAAGAUGGACGGAAGAUGAGCACAAGAAGUUUAUUGAGGCCUUAAAGCUAUACGGUCGAGCUUGGAGGCGAAUAGAAGAGCAUGUGGGCACCAAAACUGCAGUUCAGAUUCGGAGUCACGCUCAAAAGUACUUUUCUAAGGUGGUUCGAGAUUCAAGUACCAAUGAUGCAAGCUCUGUAAAACCUAUUGAGAUUCCUCCUCCCCGUCCGAAAAGAAAACCUUUACACCCUUAUCCUCGUAAGCCAGUUGCUUCUCUUAAAGCUGGAACUUUGGUUGCAGAGGGACCAAGGAGGUCCCCAUCUCCAAUUUUGUCGGCUUCAGAACAGGAAAACAGAUCCCCAACCUCGGUAUUGUCUGGAAUUGGUUCAGAAAUACUGGGUACACCAGAUUCAACUACUCCAAGUGGUAGCCCUUCACAAGGUUCAUCUGCUGCUGAUAUAAGCCCUGGCGUGUCCAUACAUUCAGAUCCUAAUUCUUCCCCUGAUGUAACUGGUUCUCCAUUGCUAGUUCAAUUGUCUUCCCCUGAUGAGCAAGUUCCCAUGAAAUUGGAGUUAUUUCCAGAUGACAGUAACGUUGUUCAAGAAGGGCCAGCCGAGGCAGCAUCUACUCGGUGUCUGAAGCUCUUCGGCAAGACUGUUUUAGUUACAGAUUCUCACAGACCAUCAUCACCAACCAUGGGAACUUGCAAAUCAUCUCCUUCCAAUAUGAAUGAUGGACUUGCAUUGCAUUUGAAUUUGAUGCCCCAAGAAUUCUCAUCACAGGAUUCGGAGAGUAUUUGGCAUCCCCCAAAGUGUGUAGCUCCUGCUGCUUUCUAUUACAUGCAAUGUCCAAGGGAUUCGUCAGAGGAUGGUUCUGGUCAAGUGGGGCAGUGUGUUCUGUAUGGAGGGAUACAAUUUCCUCUCUUUCCUCUGUGUAGCCCGAUUGCAACAGAAGCACGCUCAUCAUCUGUGAGCGGGCUAACCCAAGAUAGAGAAGUUCAAAAGGAAGGAUCUUGGACCGGUUCAAAUACGGGAUCAGUAAAUGCCGGGGGAAAUGGUGAUAAAAAUUGGGAAAUGGAGUCCCAAAGUCGCCAAAAUCCUUUUGACAAGGAAGGGGAACAACCACCAAAGCUCAUGUACAAACCUAAUAAGGCUUAUUUCAAGGAGCAAAGAGCUAGCCCUGACAAAUAUUUGAAGGGGUUUUUACCAUAUAAGAGGUGCUUAUCUGAGAGAGACACCCGGUCCUCCAUAACCCGCGAGGAGAGGGAAGAGCAAAGAAUCUGCCUCUUCUUAUGACGGUACCUGUGCUACCCAUUAGCGCAGUUUAUUUUGGCAGUAAGAUUAUUUUGACAACUGAUUCCAGUUACAGUGAAAUGACCCGAAAAGAAGCAUCAGAGUAAUAGAGGAGGAGGAUAAUAUCACUGGAGGCAGGAAAUAUGCGGCUUUGCCAAGUCUCAGCUAGCCCCAAUGUUUCCCUUCAACUGUUUAAAACUGUUUAUAUUUGCAGUUGUAAGUUUGAUUCUUUUUGACGCUGUCCUGGAAUGUGGUAUUCCUUUCUGAAUCUCUCCCUUUCAAACUGUGAAUUAUAAAUUGUCACUUUGGUUAUUACCUAA